Molecule: messenger RNA, 429 nt
Organism: Schistocerca gregaria
Lineage: Eukaryota; Metazoa; Arthropoda; Insecta; Orthoptera; Acrididae
Product: cytochrome P450 4g15-like
Exons: 2
Coding region: 1-429 (142 amino acids)
Molecular function (GO): heme binding; oxidoreductase activity, acting on paired donors, with incorporation or reduction of molecular oxygen; iron ion binding
Source: RefSeq, a predicted model, not a curated record
AUGAACAAAGCCAACUCGUCUUUCAACAGUAGGAAGGCCCUGAUGGACACCCUGAUGGAAUCCGAGAUACAGAUGAGUGACGAAGAAAUCUACGAUGAGGAGACGCUGCGGCUGUACCCGCCGGCGCCCAACGCUUCAGUCGUCCUCUCUGAAGACACGCCCCUGGCCGGCGGUCGCUACGUCGCACCGAGAGGCGCCUGCGUACUGGUGGCGCUCCACUUGUUGCACCGGCAGCCGGACGUCUUCCCGGAACCCGAAAAGUUCGACCCGUCGCACUUCCUGGAGAACGGAGGGCCUGCGAGGAGCCCUUACGCCUACCUGCCGUUUGGCGCCGGAGCCGGCAAGUGUGGGGGAGUUCACUUCGCGAUGCCCGAAAUUAAGACGGUGCUGGCCGCCGUUCUGCGCCAGUUCCGAGUGCUGCCCGGCUGA